GUCGGCUGCCCACAAAGUGAGAAAUCAACCAAAACCUCAAUUUAGCCAGUCUUUGGAACUUGCAUCACCAAACACACCCAAAGAACGGCACCGUACAUCGUCGUCAAAAUGGUCAACAUUCCCAAGACCCGCAACACCUACUGCAAGGGCAAGGAGUGCCGCAAGCACACCCAGCACAAGGUCACCCAGUACAAGGCUGGCAAGGCCUCCCUGUUCGCCCAGGGUAAGCGACGAUACGACCGCAAGCAGUCCGGUUAUGGUGGUCAGACCAAGCCUGUCUUCCACAAGAAGGCCAAGACCACCAAGAAGGUUGUUCUGCGAUUGGAGUGUGUCAAGUGCAAGACCAAGCUCCAGCUGGCGCUGAAGCGAUGCAAGCACUUCGAGCUUGGUGGUGACAAGAAGACGAAGGGUGCUGCUCUGGUGUUCUAAGUGCUUUGUGUUUGGGGUCUCAGGGUCACCAUUUCUAUGCUUACCUCGGCGGCAUUUGGGCAUCAUGGAUGGACACAGGCGAAAGGAGGUACACGCCCUCGAUUUGAGGCAUGUUUCAUAGGGAACGAAUGAAAAAAAACUCUCUGUGUUGCACCAACACGAAUUUUCUGAAGCAAAGCAUAAUAAAGUGCGUUGAUGGUGAUGAACCAUUUUCAAGGGUUGAGCCAUUACCCCUCAACGUCAAGCGGGAUAGGGCCCGUGAGUCAUGGUCAUGGUUGAGAAAGCUUCAAAACAGCAACGAUGUAUCGGUCUAUAGGUAUAAAGCUCUGAUGCUAUUCUAAAACCCUUCACCCAGCAUUAUAGUCUUCCCGCCUCCAUACCAGAGUGUGCCAUUUCGUGCAUCCAGUCCUCUCUCAUGACCGACUAGCCACUCGCCAGCAUUAUACUCGGAGUCAGGAUUAUCCCAGACCUCCUUCUCUAGCCAUGCAUUGACCUCAUCAAUAGCCUUAACCCAGGCUGCCCUUUUGUCUGGCGUGUCAUGGUCAUCGUGAUUCAGAUAGCGUCCAAGCGUGAUGUGCGCACUGGGAACUUGAUAUCUUGACCCAACAACUACGCCGCUUUCCUGCACCUUGUCGUACACGUCGCGACGCAGAUGGUGAUAUGUGUAAUCGUCUCCCUGCGUGAUCCCCUCUGUGACAACAGGUUCGGUGAGAGGAGGGGAGAGUGCUGCUUCACCUGACGCAGGAAGGAACGAGAGGGCAAAAGCAGACAAAUCAUAAGAAACCAUGGGCUUGACAAGGCGAGACCUGUGAUGAUAUGGGUAGUUCACAAUGUCAGGGAUAGCUGGCCUCAGAGUCGCUACAAAGGCAGCAAUCUCCUGGGGUGUUUUGGAGAAUGCAACCUCGAGGGUUGUCAAAUGCAUCCUAUGUGAAGGCAUAAGCCAGACACCUUUUUAACGGUCAGUAUAUGCCAGUUGACUAUGGAGCUGAAUCCCCUCACUAG
This is a messenger RNA of Fusarium odoratissimum NRRL 54006, 1431 nucleotides long. RefSeq names its product 60S ribosomal protein L44. The coding region runs from base 109 to 429 and encodes 106 amino acids. Gene Ontology annotation, molecular function: structural constituent of ribosome. Gene Ontology annotation, biological process: translation. Gene Ontology annotation, cellular component: ribosome; cytosolic large ribosomal subunit. The transcript has 3 exons. The record is from RefSeq and is a predicted model, not a curated record. NCBI's taxonomy places the organism in Eukaryota, Fungi, Ascomycota, Sordariomycetes, Hypocreales, Nectriaceae.